Ogataea parapolymorpha DL-1 is the source of this 1134-nucleotide messenger RNA. Its product is annotated as Integral ER membrane protein with type-III transmembrane domains. The transcript has a single exon. The record is from RefSeq and is a predicted model, not a curated record. Gene Ontology annotation, cellular component: cortical endoplasmic reticulum; perinuclear endoplasmic reticulum; endoplasmic reticulum membrane. NCBI's taxonomy places the organism in Eukaryota, Fungi, Ascomycota, Pichiomycetes, Pichiales, Pichiaceae. Gene Ontology annotation, biological process: septin ring assembly; endoplasmic reticulum inheritance. The coding region runs from base 1 to 1134 and encodes 377 amino acids.
AUGAACUCUACUCCUUUGUUUACUAUCCUGGAAGGGUUUUGCUCACUGCUUUCGAUACAGGCUAUCGGACAAAUGUCACAAUAUCUGAUAAAGCACAAGUCCGACACCUGGUCAAUUGUCAACCUUAUCACAAGUGCGUGCAUUUUAUCUUCCUGCCUGUUCUUCUUUGUGAAAAUAUAUGUGUCUCCUAUAGAUUUGCAAAGAGUUGGACUUAUUUCCGCCUCAUUAUUAGGAUCUGCGUUCACUUGUACAAUACUGAUCACUGUUUUUGGAAUCUAUUCUGGGAAAGCAUCUCCUCUGGAGUGCUCCCUUAUGGUGGCAUAUAUUGUGAAAUGCUGCUACGAGCUGUUUCCCGAACUUUCAGAGAUGAAUUUCAAUAUGUUGCUCAAAUUUAUUAUGAACGAGUUCAAGAAUUUGGACUACCAAGCCAACUCAUUGAAUAAGGAAUUUCUCAAUUCGAUCCAGACAACAUUUAAUAACUUCAAGACAGGAAGGGAUCUUCUUGAUUACGUGCAUUUUGAGUUCUUGGCCAAGUCCACCACUAAAGAUAAACUACUGUUGGUUUACGUCAAAGUGAAAGAAUUUAUUGUGGACGUCGUGAUUAAAUUCAUUACGGAAAAUUUCCCUAAGUCAUUUGAGUCUCUUUGGGAUUUCCUCAAGAUUUCUAUUAGCAACCUCACCUUUUCGAUUCUUAUUCAGUUAGCAUACAGAAUAUGUGUGUUUUUCGCCGCAACCAAAAUCAUUCCGAUCCUUCAACCGGUUCAAAAAGGUUCCCCUCUUUCAACACCUUCUUCACCAACUCCUGCAAAAGCGAACAGACAUGAAACGAGGGCUAGAAACAAGUCAACUUCGAGUCGCUUGAUUUACCUCUACUCUCCUUGUAUCAUCAUUGCUGUUUACACGAACCUUAUGAUCCAAUAUAUUGAUGAGCUCGACACGCACAAUCACUUUUGGAACUGGCUCAAUUUUCAGUUCGGAGGUUCCAGCGCUCAAGUUCCUGAGGUUAGUAACUCAGUCCACUCGUGGCAAGUGUGGAACUGGAUAAACAUUUUUGGUGUGCUACUAUUAUAUUCUCUUGAGCUGAUGAGCCAUGACCCUGACGAUAGCUCGCUUACGGAUCACUGGAGCAUCUAA